AUGUUACCCAAUGUGACUCUAGGUUUUAAGAUCUAUGACAACUAUUUCACUGAAGAAUAUACUUACGUUGCUGCAAUGGAGCUUCUCUCUACAGCAAACCGAUUUAUCCCAAACUAUAAAUGUGAUCUCCAGAAUGAGCUGGUAGCAGCUAUUACGGGAUCAAAUUCCAACCUAUUUCUUGACAUGGCAAACAUCCUGGCCUACCACAAGAUUGCACAGGUGCAGCCUCUUUCACUGUGCAGCGAUCGAUGCCGUUCAGGCUACAGAAAGACCAAAAUUGAUGGGAAACCAUUUUGUUGCUACGACUGCACUCAGUGUCCAGCAGGGAAGGUUUCAAACCAGACAGACAUAGAUGACUGUUUCCAGUGCCCAGAAGAUCAAUAUGCAAAUAAUGAUCAACAGUCAUGCCUCCUCAAGGAUUUCAGUUACCUCUCUUAUGAAGAAAAUCUGGGGACUGGUUUGGCCACUUCAGCCCUUCUGCUUUCUUUCACCACAGCCUCUGUGCUAGGAAUCUUCCUGAAGUACCACAACACACCCAUCGUCAAGGCCAACAACCGCAGCCUCUCCUACACCCUCCUUGUCUCCCUGCUCCUCUCCUUCCUUUGUUCCCUGCUUUUCAUUGGUCGACCCAUAAAGGUGACCUGUCUCCUUCGACAGACUGCCUUUGGGAUCAUCUUCUCAGUGGCGGUUUCUUGCAUGCUGGCCAAAACCAUCACGGUGGUCCUUGCUUUCAUGGCCACCAAGCCAGGAUCAAGGAUGAGGACAUGGGUUGGAAAAAAAGUGGCCUUUUCUAUUGUCUUCUUGUGUUCUUUUCUUCAGACCACUCUUUGUGCUGUCUGGCUGGGAAUCUCUCCCCCCUUCCCAGACAUCAACAUGCACUCCGUAAUUACUGAAAUCAUUGUGGAAUGCAAUGAGGGGUCAUUUGUCAUGUUUUAUAGUGUCUUGUCUUUUAUGGGCUUCCUGGCUAUUGUCAGUUUUCUUGCAGCUUUCCUGGCCAGGAAAUUACCAGACACCUUCCAGGAAAGCAAAUCCAUCACAUUCAGCAUGUUGGUCUUCUGCAGUGUCUGGCUGUCCUUUGUCCCUGCCUACAUGAGCACCCAGGGGAAAUACGUUGUGGCUGUGGAGAUCUUCUCCAUCUUAGCCUCCAGUGCUGGGCUUCUGGCUUGUGUCUUUUUCCCCAAGUGCUUCAUCAUCAUCAUGAGACCUGAUCUGAAUAAAAGGGAGCAUCUAAUAAAGAGAAUUGUUUAA
This is a messenger RNA of Candoia aspera, 1248 nucleotides long. RefSeq names its product vomeronasal type-2 receptor 26-like. Gene Ontology annotation, molecular function: G protein-coupled receptor activity. The coding region runs from base 1 to 1248 and encodes 415 amino acids. Gene Ontology annotation, biological process: G protein-coupled receptor signaling pathway. The transcript is spliced from 3 exons. Gene Ontology annotation, cellular component: plasma membrane. NCBI's taxonomy places the organism in Eukaryota, Metazoa, Chordata, Lepidosauria, Squamata, Candoiidae. The record is from RefSeq and is a predicted model, not a curated record.